Baudoinia panamericana UAMH 10762 is the source of this 2090-nucleotide messenger RNA. RefSeq lists its product as uncharacterized. Gene Ontology annotation, biological process: RNA polymerase II preinitiation complex assembly; transcription initiation at RNA polymerase II promoter. Bases 101 to 1801 code for a protein of 566 amino acids. The record is from RefSeq and is a predicted model, not a curated record. Gene Ontology annotation, molecular function: RNA polymerase II general transcription initiation factor activity. Gene Ontology annotation, cellular component: transcription factor TFIID complex. NCBI's taxonomy places the organism in Eukaryota, Fungi, Ascomycota, Dothideomycetes, Mycosphaerellales, Teratosphaeriaceae. The transcript has a single exon.
GGCGCAGCAGACGUUUCGAUGUUCGACAGUCCCCACUUUCUGCGUGACGGUAACAUCUUCACCGAUAUUGCUGCCGUGUGAUGCCGUGUGAUGCCGUGUUAUGAUGCCGCUGAAGCUCAAGCUCACUACGGGCGGGCAGCAGCCACAGCCAGCCAACGGUGACGGAGGGUCUGCUGCCUCACCCCUCCCUACACCGAGCACCGCCGGAGGACCGAGACUGAAGCUCAAGGCCUCACAGCCACCGACACCGGCCACUGAACAUGUCGUGUCUGUAGCAGACAACCAGAAGCCGGCGGCGCGCAAGGCAACCACUGCAGCAGCACCGUCAAGCAAGAAGCGGGCCAACAACGAUGACAUCUCGCCUGCGGCCAAGCGGAUCGCGAGUGGUGCAUCGGCGGCGCGCAAACCCUCCAUCAAGCUCAAACCCACCCUUCCGCCAGGCUAUGCACCGUCCACCGCCACCCCAUUGAGCGCUGUCAGUAGUCGCAAGGUCGCCCUCGCACUUGCGCCCCCACGCAAGCAAUCUACCAUCCUCAAGGCGCUCACCGCACACCAUGUGAAACGUGACGUUCCCAAGCGUGAGACGGGCGUAGGCUACGACAGCGAAGACAGCGAGCGCGAGGAAGAUCCCGCGAUCCAGCAAGGUCUGAUCCUGAGAAUGCCACCAGGGAAGGAUGCCGACAUACUCCGGAACGCCAUCGCCGACAAUAAGAUCGGCGUCAAGGACGAAGAAGGUAGCGUCCAAGCCAGCAUCAAGUUCGUGACGGCUGAUCUUCGCCGGGCCCUGGUCAAGGUAGAGGACCGCAAAUACGCCGCCGCGCUCGUAGAUCUACCCUGCAUCGUGGAAUCGAUGAAAAGCUGGGACAAAAAAGGCUGGUGGAAAGUCUCGGAUGUCUGCCAAAUGCUCCUAGUCCUCGGCCGUGUCGACACCGAGGCAGAGAUUAGAAGUUAUGCCUUACCCAAAGAAGUGGACAAAGAAACCAUGCAAUACGCCCACGGCCUAACCCCACCCAUGCACCACGUCCGCAAGCGGCGUUUCCGGAAGCGUGUUAACCCCAAGCAGCUGGAGAACGUUGAAGCGGAGGUCGAGAGACUGCUGCGUGAGGACGAGGAGUGGGAGCGGAGUGGCGGGAAGGUGAGCUCGAGGGAGUACACGCUGGCGGAGUGGGAUGUGAUGCGGCGCACGCAGGAGCCUGGGUAUGAGGAUGGAGAGGAGAUGGAUGCGGAGGGUGAGGUGAUGGAUAGCACGGAGUAUGCGCAGGAGUAUGCGGAGUCGCCGGAGGAAGACUAUAGUGCGCUUGAGGCGGACCUCAACAACGCACUAGCCGAAGACGCUGCGGCAGAACCGGAGCCGCGCGUGACUGAGCUGAUCACCGACUCCCCGGCGCCGCUACUGGACCAACAAGCCGCAUCCCUCGCCGCGGUCGAGCACGCCAUGGCCGCAACCUCAACCCCCUCGGCCGCCGAAACACCCAUCCACGACGCGCCGGACGAAGACGAAGCUUCUUCCGACGACUCGGACGACGAUUCGGACGACGACGACGACGACGAUAUGGAUGUCGUCGACGAAGACGCCGCGGCCAAAACGGUCGAGCGUAAUCAACAGCUCGAGGAAGUCGCGGAUCUGGAGCGUGAGGUGCAGGCUGUCCGCAUCAAGGCGAGUGGGAUGGCGAAUCAAUUGUUGAAGAAGCGGGAGUUGGAGAAGUUGGCGCGGUUGGAGGGGGAUUUGAGGAUGAAGAGGGUGGCUUUUGGGUUGGUGGGCGGGGAGGAUGGGGAGGAUGGGGGAGGGGGAAAUGAAUGAGUAAGCUUGGACGAAGUGAUAAGGCAACACGGGCGCGCUGAGGUUGGUCGCUGGUGCAAAUCCCGAACUAGUUAGAUGAUAUUCUCACUGUUCGAGCUGGCGCAGCUCGCAGGCACGCUCGGACCCAGCCCUUUCCGCUCACCCUCACUUCACUUCACGUCCACCAAAUCCUUCUCAGAAAAGCCACUAAAUGGAUACUCGGCAUAGCUUCAAAGCGCACGGAUUCAGCUAUAUAACAAAUUUGCGCAGAAGGAUCAAACAUGGCUGUCUCGGGUCCUUCCGAAGGUCU